Molecule: messenger RNA, 1929 nt
Organism: Gossypium raimondii (Peruvian cotton)
Lineage: Eukaryota; Viridiplantae; Streptophyta; Magnoliopsida; Malvales; Malvaceae
Product: E3 ubiquitin-protein ligase At4g11680
Exons: 4
Coding region: 653-1672 (339 amino acids)
Source: RefSeq, a predicted model, not a curated record
AAUUCUUCGCAAGGGAAAAAAAAAGAUAAAAAAGAAAAAUAAUAGCAGUUGAAGAGGCAGCAGUUGUUGUCUCAGCUUUGCUUACUAGAGACACAAAAACCUGAGGGAAGUUAGGCCAACGGUUAGCUUCUCUCAAAGUUUCCCUCUUUCCAUUCACUUGGAAUCAAAGCAAAGGUUUUUUUCAGUUGAUUCUUGGUCACCAUCUCAAACCCAACUUCACCUUCCCCUCUCUUUCUCAAUCCUUCUCCAUAUUUCAUUCAAAUCCCUAUAUACUUAAAUACCCACCUCGGUUUCCCUGCUUUUUCAGGUUUGUUUCCUUUUUGGGAGUUAAUAAUUCCUGGUGAACGCGUGGUUCUUUAUUGGUUUCUGAGUAUUUAGAAGUUGGUGAGCUGUGACUAGCAAGUUGGGUAUGGCUGCCUCCAGAGCUAUUCCUGCAGAUAUAUAAGCUUAUGGUAUUUGUUUCUCAACUACCUCAUGUUUGUUAAUUUGCUCAUGGAAGUCCAGCUGAUAUAAUCCCCAGCGAUAUAUUUGUGAUUCAUCAGUUUCAUGAGAUUUGUGUUGAACAACAAAGUUUUUCGUUUUUUUUUUUUUUGCAAUUGUUAUUUGGGGCUGAAGUAGGAACUUGUUCAUUAGUUUUGGAGUAGUUGUAAUCAUGAAUACUCGUCACUCGUUUCAACCGGAUUCAUUGUGUAAUUCGAGCACUGCGGUUCCGUUUUCGUCGAAUCCUACUGGAGAAGAAGAUAGAGUGGCUGCAGGUUCCCGGAACAGGUCUCCUCGUGCCGCGUCUUCUUCGAUUUUGAUAAGGAUGGUGAUGAGGAUGUCUAGAGCAAGGUGGUUUACCUUCUUGAGGAGAGUUUUUCACUACCAGAAUGGAUCGAGGUCCGACCUCGGGUCCAAUCCUUUCAAUUCCAGCACUUGGAUGAUGCUGGAGUUCUUGAUUUUGGUAAUUCAGAUUAGCAUCAUCACAUUCACUUUAGCCAUUGCAAAGAAGGAGAAGCCUGUUUGGCCUAUGAGGAUAUGGAUUGUUGGCUAUGAUAUUGGUUGUGCCCUUAGUUUGUUACUUCUUUACGGGCGCUACCAUCAUCUUCACAUCACUCAAGGAGACGGUUUUGGCCUUGCCGACGUCGAACAACAGAGGACAAAUGAAGAAUCGAGGAGCACACAUUUGAUGAACAAGUGCCGGACAUCACUAGAACUGUUCUUUGCAAUAUGGUUUGUGAUGGGGAAUGUAUGGGUGUUCGAUUCUCGAUUCGGAUCCUUCCACCGAGCUCCAAAUCUUCACGUGCUUUGCAUCUCUUUGCUAGCUUGGAAUGCUCUGUGCUACUCUUUCCCAUUUCUGUUGUUCCUACUUCUAUGUUGUUGUGUGCCACUUAUUAGCAGCCUCUUAGGUUACAACAUGAACAUGGGUUCCACUGAUAGAGGAGCAUCUGAUGAUCAGAUCUCCAGGCUACCUAGUUGGAGAUACAAAGAAAUCAGCACCAACUCGGAGCUAGAUCACAAUUCGGACCACACAAACGAAGAUCCAGAGUGCUGUAUUUGCCUAGCCAAGUACAAAGACAAAGAAGAGGUGAGGCAGUUGCCAUGUUCCCACAUGUUUCACCUCAAGUGUGUGGAUCAAUGGCUCAGGAUUAUAUCUUGCUGUCCACUUUGCAAACAAGAACUGGAGAGAUAGAAACAAAGAAAGCAAAUACCAGAGCUGAAAAAGCUCUUCUCUUCUUCAUUAUAUUUUUCCCUUCCGUUCACUAUGGUGUGAUUUAUUUUAUUUGUAUACGGUAUAUUCACAAAGGUUACUUGAGUGAGUUUAUUGUUUUGUACAGUGGAUGCUCACCAGUAACCAACUUUUUUUCCUUUUUGGCUGAAAUUUUUAUACUGUUUCUGGGAAUAUGUAUAGCAGUAAGAAUCAAGAAUGAAGAUUUUAAUUUUGGUUAA